AUGCGGAUCUCAUCCGCCCUCGCAACCACCGGCCUCUUCGCCGCCGCCGGCACCGCCUCCGCCGUCCUCCUUAACCCUACCGGCAUCCACUUUCCGGGCUACAACGGAACGGGUAUCCGCACCAUCACCAAGGUGUGGGACCACGUGACGACGUACUGCCCGGAGCCGACGACGCUGUACUACAACAACCGCACCUACACCAUUGACAAGCCAACCACCUUCAUCAUCCCCGACUGCCCUUGCACGCAGACUUACCGCCGCUCCUUCCCCGGCGUGCCGACUGGAGUCCCUGGAGUCCCGGGCACCACGCCCACGGCUCCCGGCCAAAACCCCGGCAGCACACCGUCCGUCGUCGUCACCGCCGGCGCCGAGAAGCGCGCAGCUGCCGGCAUAGCUCUGGUCGCUGGCGUCGUGGCCGCUCUUGCCCUGUAA
Messenger RNA from Colletotrichum spaethianum, 432 nucleotides. RefSeq names its product putative chloride channel protein. The transcript is spliced from 2 exons. The record is from RefSeq and is a predicted model, not a curated record. Bases 1 to 432 code for a protein of 143 amino acids. Lineage: Eukaryota; Fungi; Ascomycota; Sordariomycetes; Glomerellales; Glomerellaceae.